Messenger RNA from Centropristis striata (black sea bass), 4748 nucleotides. It is a transcript of the gene hmx3b, whose product is annotated as H6 family homeobox 3b. The coding region runs from base 3068 to 3940 and encodes 290 amino acids. Lineage: Eukaryota; Metazoa; Chordata; Actinopteri; Perciformes; Serranidae. The record is from RefSeq and is a predicted model, not a curated record. Gene Ontology annotation, cellular component: nucleus. The transcript is spliced from 2 exons. Gene Ontology annotation, molecular function: DNA-binding transcription factor activity, RNA polymerase II-specific; RNA polymerase II transcription regulatory region sequence-specific DNA binding. Gene Ontology annotation, biological process: regulation of transcription by RNA polymerase II.
AGUGCAAAAACAUUAACUUGUUUCCAGGUUUUAGGACUCAUUCCUGCAGGCCUCAGUUGAGAAAUGUUGAUGAAUCAUGUCAGAAUAACAGAAGUGAUCUAUGUGUUUCAAUAGGAUCAUAUUUUACAUAUACUAAUUAGGCAUUUCUUUGAAUGUUUCUGUGCCUUCAGGUAAUGGUGUGUCUUCUUGGCAGGAUACUCUCAAAUUGUAAAGUUUUACUCACUAAUAUGCUCCAUAAAUACUGUACAGUCCCUUGUAGGGAAAGAACGUGAUUUUACAUAAAAUAUGAAGAUACAUCUAUUGAUAACUUUGACGAUGUCAAUAAAUGUAAAGUAUGCUGUUUCAAUCAUCUUUCUUUGCUGGUUAAUACCAAGUUCUGCCACUAGAUGACAGCAUUCUCCAGAGUGACAACAGCGCUGCAAUCCCAGGCAGGUUUUCACUGAGAGAACAGUCAAUUACCACGUCAUUUAACAGCCUGUCACCUCUAAUGAUAUUUUAUAUCAAUUUAAUUAUGCAGGUGCUUCACAUGAAAAGAGCCUGCCUUGCAUAAUUGACUCACAGCUAAUUUUUCAGGUGAGAUUGAUCACGUUUCCACGGCCAAUGUGCCGUGUAAAAUGAGGUCUAUUGUUUCACACAACACAGACAAGCUGAGUCCAAAUAUACUGACCUGUAACAGCCAAUAGAUGUUUUGACUGCUUGAAGAAAUCAAUCUUGAAUGCGUUUGUCUGACAAAAAGCCAUGUAUCACUUAAAUUACUUAAUAUUUAUUAACAGGGAUGGAAGCUGUCAGAUUCUUAGCAGCUGCAAUGAUAGAGACACUAUAAAUCCUAAAUAUUUACACCAUCAGAUUCCCAUUAAGUUAUCCGUUAUAUUUUUUUACACCCUUGUCAUACAAGAUUAUGUCAUUUUUCAUUACAUUGAUCAUACUUAAUUUAAAUAGGAAAUAACAGAUCUCUUUGUCUUUGAUGUCCCAGAAAUUACAGGGAGGAGAGCAGAAAACAAUAAAUUGGUUUAUAAAAGAAAAUUGGACAAAUAUUUAAAAUAAAAAAUAAAUUAUGUUGACAAAGUAACUGAUAAUUUGUGCCAUUUUCAUUUUAUUUCCCACUUGAAAUAAAACUAAAUGUUGUCAAACCUAAUUCUGAUUGGCCAUAGGAUUUUAUUUAUUAAUUUAUGAGAAAUAUUCACUGUCACCUGUUGACACAGGUUUAAGAUUUAAAGAAGAAUAAUUUAGGCAUAAAUCCUCACUGAUUAAACAAAUAAUCUUACACAAGUAGAAUCUCUUUAUGUGAUGUAAUUAAAAACAUGAACACAACUGGUUCACAAAAAAGACAGACAGAGAGCAAAAUGUGACUAACAAGAUCAGCAACAUGUGUUACCCAGACAUUUUAAAAAUCAUUCAAAUUAAAAAAUUGGCCUGCGUUUGCAUCAUUGAUCGAGCAUUCGUCUCCCCCUCUCUGAUCCACUCUGACUUGUUCCGUCUAUUGUUCAAGCCCCUUUUUAAUGAACAUAAUCUGAUGAAAACACAGCUAUCUGCUUUUCACUUUGCACUGGCAAACGCAGCUCAACUGGCCUCUUUCUCCACCCCCAUCUUUAACACAGCUAUGAGACCUCUAAUUAUGCAGGGAUUCAAGUAGCUUUUCACAAAACACAGUGUUGUCCUUUAGAGCUGGAGAGUGCUCUGUGAGCUAAAAGGACAGGCUGCAUGUUUGCAGGUUGAGCAAAUCCAAUUGGUCUGAUUAGUCCUCUGCAUGUGCUUCAAGUUUUGGUGUAAAUGAUGAAUCUUAAAUGCAUUUUUGGACAUAUAUUUUAAUAAGUGUGGGACAAAUGUUACCUCAAAGAUAAAGAGUAACAGGCAUACAUUUUUGUAUGUGUUUGCUUUAGGAUUACACAUACAAAUUCUGAAAAACAGACCAUUGAUUUGAUUAAAAAAAUCCUGAAUAUAUCAUCAUCCUUACAUUUUAGACACUCAUAAUAACCUUAAUCUUACAGUAAAAGCAGUUUGAGGGCUCACAAAUUUAAACUCAGUCUCCCUAUUGUUCAUGUGUUUUUAUCUUCUGCCAAUUAUCAUCUAAUCUGACCACACUUGAUCACAUGAAUGUCUUAUUACACAAACAAAUAUAAUUUGUUGCACCCAAGCAGCAGUGAUAAUAUAAUAUGUGACUGAAACAAUACUUGUGUCAUCCUCAUGCAUUGCAUCACCUGCUGCCCCUGUGGCUUAUUGUAAAGGUCUUUAUCACAGUGGUAAGCAUUCAAUUUGAGGUCUGCCUGAAGCACUUCCUGACUAAUAAAAUUACAGUGAAGUCAAUGAGCUCUGGUGCAGGAGAAAUGCAGGUAUUGCUUUCCAGCAGGUAGAACAGAGGCUAUUUAAAAUAACAGCAGGUCACAGAGUUCAACAACAGCUUUGACACAUGCAAAGUCAUCUAUGAUCUUGUUUAAUAUUCUUUCUUGUGCUGUAAGUAAUAAAUAUUAUACAUUAAAAGUCGAAAUCUCCUAUUUUCUAUUAGAGUUUGUUAUGUUUUGGGUGGCUUACAUUAGUGCGUAAUAUAUGCGUAAUUUGCGUAAUUUCUGUGCCAAGGCCAAGCUGCUUACAGCUCGACGUUAAAAGGGUGAUAAUCUCUGCAUCGUUUAUUUAAUUUACUGACAGGUGAUUGCGGCUCGUGCACGCCCCCCAAAACCCUGAGACAUUCUCCUCUUUAAUCUAAUUGGAUGAUAAGUGGGUGCGUACUGUUGAGCCCGAAGCCAAAACGCUUGCGCGGCCUUUUUUUCCUCUAUUCUCGUCACAGCUCCUCGCGGUUUCAUCUCAAAUCCCAUUUGCUCUUGUACCUGCCCAAUAGCAGAGACCGAGCGCGUUUUAACUCGGAUGGCAUAUUUUUUAUUUCAUCAUUACAAUCCGGCGCGAGUUUGACGCAGUGAUCUCUGAGCUCUCACUCUGCUUAUUCUCAGGACAGGAGCUGAUCUUUCUCUCUCUCUCUCGCAUAGUUUUAACUAUAAAAUCUUCUUUUUCAGGUGCUUUUUUUUUUCUCUCUGAUAAGUUUUGAUGGUGAUCCACAUCGGACAGUAAAGCGGUGAUGGCAGACUCUGACGCGCAGGAGACUCGCCAACCUGCAAAAGACUCGCCUUUCUCCAUCAAGAACCUGCUCAACAUUGAAGACAAACCCACAAAGCCGAAAAGCUUCCUCGGCUCUUCCAAAGGAGUGUUUGAAGGCAGUUUCUUCUCUCGGCUGGGUGACCUGUCUUUCCCUCGGUUUGAGCUGCCCACACAGAGAAUUGGACUAUCAGCGCAGUAUUUGGAGAGAGCGUCCACCUGGUGGUACCCAUACACACUCGGGACACAUCUGAGGACUGGAGGGUCUGAGAAGGCCAGUCUGAGGGAAGCAUCACCGGCACCGGACAGGCGCUCCCCGGAUCUCCAAAAAAGUGACCAAGAUGCCAAAGAUGAGAGCGCAGACGACGAUAUCGCGCUGGAUGAAAGUGACUCGGAGGAGCAAAAGAAAGAAAUAGACCAGGAGGACGACUGGAGGAGGAAAACAGACGAGCUGGACUCCGACAGGAAGCCCUGUCGGAAGAAGAAGACGCGCACGGUGUUUUCCAGGAGUCAGGUCUUCCAGCUGGAGUCCACCUUCGACAUAAAGCGCUACCUGAGCAGCUCGGAGAGGGCAGGCCUGGCCGCGUCCCUGCACCUGACAGAGACGCAGGUGAAAAUCUGGUUUCAGAACCGGAGGAAUAAGUGGAAAAGGCAACUGGCUGCGGAGCUGGAGGCGGCCAACCUGAGCCACGCGGCGGCGCAGAGGAUUGUGCGGGUUCCCAUACUUUACCAUGAGAACGGAGCCCCAGAACCGAACGGGGGCCCCGCUGCAAACUCACCGAGCAGCCAGUCUCUCCUGGCGUUUCAACACCACAUGUACUAUUCCCACCCAGUCCCACUGCUGAGGCCUGUUUAACACUGACUGUGUACAUAUGUUUUUAAAUGAGAGUGAUCUUCAUUGGAAAAAAUAACAUUUUGUAUAUUUUGUAGAUUCAACAGACACAAUGUAAGGUCAUGUUAUUAUUAUUAUUAUUAUUAUUAUUAUUAUUAUUGUUGUUAUUAUUAUUAUUAUUAUUAUUAUUAUAUCCUUUAUCCUGCUGAAGCGUCCUUAAGCACGUCCCUAUUACGGCACAAGAGGGACAAUCGAAAAUUAUUAUUAUUAUUAUUAUUAUUAUUAUUAUUAUUAUUAUUAUUAUUAUUAUCAUCAUCAUUAUAAAUCUUGGUAAAAAUUGUUACUAAGCCUUAAAAGUGGGUGAAUAUAUUUUAAGGUAUUUAAUUUGAAAAAAAGAAGAAGAAGAAAGAACUUGUUUUGAACAGGGUUGACUGUCCAUAUGUAUUUUACAGAGAUUUGUGUCAGUGUUUGUAGAAAAAAAACAUGGGAAAUUUAAUAUUUUAAUAUUUUCCAAUCUUGUGCAAUAAUGUUGGCUUCACAUUAGGGCUACCAGCCAUUGUCACCUAUAGUUCACUUUUACAUAAGAAGAAAAAAUCUCUUUGUAAUAGUGAAGACAAUCAUGUGAUCCUUAAAAAAAUCCCCGAAAAGCUGCAGGUGAUAUCAUUUGUUUUUAUGACGCAAUGUCUUGCCGGUAAUUUCAAAGCCAUGCAAAGAGCCAAAAAUAGCCUCUGUUUUGUGUAUGUUUUUCUCUGAUAUUGUUAUUAAAUUCUGUACAUUAUAUGGUCUUACACUCAGUAAAGAUUUCGUUGCAAAAAAAUGCAUCUGUUUUUAA